Myripristis murdjan (pinecone soldierfish) is the source of this 1131-nucleotide messenger RNA. RefSeq names its product interleukin-1 receptor-associated kinase 1 binding protein 1 (gene irak1bp1). Lineage: Eukaryota; Metazoa; Chordata; Actinopteri; Holocentriformes; Holocentridae. The coding region runs from base 23 to 763 and encodes 246 amino acids. Gene Ontology annotation, biological process: positive regulation of canonical NF-kappaB signal transduction; immune response. The transcript is spliced from 4 exons. The record is from RefSeq and is a predicted model, not a curated record.
UGUUUGUGCCGCCAUCACCAUCAUGGACAGUCCGGGUAGAGCAUUUGCUUCGCUAGCACGCCGUGCUGCUGGGGAUUACUCUCACAAUGAGAACCAGCUGGAGGCCGAAGUACCGAAACACACACCGGUGCACCGACCGGGCCAUGGCAGCGGCGUGCGGGAGCUCCAGGUGACGGGAGUAGCGGAGGUUUGGUGCCCGGCGGACCGGGUGACGGUGCGCAUCAGCGUCGGUAACAGCAAGGAGUCCGUCCACGACGUCAGCAACAGCGUGUCCCGGCGACUCGAGUACAUACUGCAAACACUCAAACAACAUGGAGUCAAGGAAGAAGACGCCUCAGUGAGGAGAUUUCUCCAUCGAGAAGACGACCUGUAUCAUAUGGAUGUGGAGGUCACAGUCACUUUCUCAGAUUUUGAGAGAAUGGAGAGAGUGACUGGCAUUUUGCUGGAGAAGCUGGACAAGAGUGUGUGUUUGGGGUCGCCGCAGUUCUACCACAGUGCUGAAUGCCUGAGUCAACUGAGGCAGCAAGCAUGUGUAGCAGCAGUUGAAAACGCCAGACAGAAGGCCUCGGAAAUUAGUCGUCUGCUGGGGCAAAGCUUGGGGCGCCCCCUGCUGGUCAGAGAGGAGGAGACAAGGGAGUGGAGGAAGGCAGAUGAGGAGGACAGUGCCUCCCAUUCUCGCCUCCCAUGCAGACCCACAGCCACCGCCUCCUCUCGCGUGGCUGUGUCCUUCAGCCUCCGAGACACAACCAGGAAGAAACUCUAAACACAGAAUGCACAUACACUCACAAACAUACCUGUACACCGGUGUGUAUUUCUACCAACAUCACAUUUGCUAGUGUGGCCAAAGAAUGAAGAACAUACUAUUGUAGUUUAAUAUACUUUAUUUCACAUGGUUGAAUAAAAGUGCCAACUUUUGGUGGAAAUUGAAAAAAAAAAAAAAAAUCACUCAUUCACUGUCAGUAAUUCACCUGUACAUUCUGAGCAAUAACUCAAAUUUGUCCUCCAUAUAAAACCUCAAAUGAGUAGGUGCUUUAAAUAAAGCAUUUUUCAUAAUUUGUUCCUUCCAUUUGUGUACACAUUAAAACUUGGUGCAUUUCUACCACUCAAAGAAAUAAAGCCUGGACAAUUUCA